This is a messenger RNA of Cynoglossus semilaevis (tongue sole), 2605 nucleotides long. RefSeq names its product dipeptidyl-peptidase 3 (gene dpp3). Gene Ontology annotation, molecular function: metalloexopeptidase activity; dipeptidyl-peptidase activity. The transcript is spliced from 20 exons. Gene Ontology annotation, cellular component: cytoplasm. Gene Ontology annotation, biological process: proteolysis. The record is from RefSeq and is a predicted model, not a curated record. NCBI's taxonomy places the organism in Eukaryota, Metazoa, Chordata, Actinopteri, Pleuronectiformes, Cynoglossidae. Bases 159 to 2510 code for a protein of 783 amino acids.
AAGGGAGAUUGGAUCAAAUUUACAAAAGCCCGCCUUGCUCCUCCUCUGAUUGGCUACUAGUGGAUUUUGUAGCCAAUCGACAAAGACUAAAUGCUGUAUGGAGGCGGGUCUUUAAAGGAAAAACAUAAUCCAUGGACUAUGUGUGUCAGGAAUAAACAAUGUCCAGAUUCUGCCGGUUAUGGAAUAGAGGACUGUUAAGGACGGGAGUCAAACCCUCGUGUGUAGGACGAACUAAAGUCAAGGCACAUCGUUAUUAUUUGGAAAUAACACCCGUAAGGCAGUCCAAAAAUUACUGUUCCUUAUCAUCAACUCUAAACCUCAACUUAAAAAUGGUGGACUCCCAGUUCUACCUUCCAAAUGACAUCGGCAUCUCUGCGCUCGACUGCGGCGAGGCCUUUCGUCUGCUCUCACCUCAGGAGAAGAUGUAUUCCCACUACCUGUCGCGAGCUGCGUGGUACGGUGGUCUGGCAGUGUUGCUGCAGACUUCACCAGAGUCGGCGGAAAUCUUCGUCCUGCUGCAGAAAAUCUUUAGGAAACAGACGCCAUCACAGCUGGCAGAGGUCGCCACAGCAGCUGGACUCAGUGCUGACGAGUAUCAGGCCUUUUUGGUCUAUGCAGCAGCUCUGUAUGCUAACAUGGGGAACUACAAGUCUUUUGGAGACACUAAAUUCAUCCCAAAUUUACCCAAGGAGAAACUGGAGACUCUGAUCAGGGCCAGCCAGGCCUUCCAGGAGCAGCCGGCUGAGAUGGAAGCUCUGUGGAACAGCUGCUCGUGUCCUCUCUACUCCCUGGAAGAUCGGCAGAAACAGUUGGGACUGGGAGACAAGGGAAUUACUACCUACUUCUCAGGAAACUGCAGUUUGGAGGAUGCUGAGCUGGCUCAGAAGUUCCUUGAUUCAAAGAAACUGUCAGCCUACAACACUCGUCUCUUUAAGCGGGAAAACGGAGGGAAAUCCUGCUACGAGGUGCGAUUGGCUUCAGCUGUACAAAAAGAAUGUGCUGUGGAGGGAGAAUGCGAGUCGAGCUGCGGGAGUUUCAGUUUCGAAGACAAAGAGUUCAGUGUAAAGAGAGGAGACUACGCUCCUCUCAUGGAGAGAGUCUGCUGUUUCCUCCGACAAGCAGAGACCUACGCCGCCAAUGAAAACCAGAGGAAGAUGAUUCAGGAAUACGUACGCAGCUUCACCCUGGGCUCCAUCGACGCUCACAAGGAAGGCUCCCGCUAUUGGAUCAAAGACAAGGGACCGAUUGUCGAGAGUUACAUUGGGUUCAUAGAGAGCUACAGAGAUCCAUUUGGCUCCAGAGGAGAGUUUGAAGGUUUUGUUGCCGUGGUGAACAAGGCGAUGAGCGAGCGAUUCGCCAAACUGGUGAGCUCAGCGGAGGUCUUGCUGCCACAGCUGCCUUGGCCCAAAGAGUUUGAGAAGGACACGUUCCUCAAACCUGACUUUACUUCACUGGAUGUUCUCACCUUUGCUGGAAGUGGAAUCCCAGCAGGCAUCAACAUCCCUAACUAUGAUGACAUCAGACAGUCGGAGGGAUUUAAGAACGUGUCACUGGGCAACGUCUUGGCUGUGGCCUACGCUACAAAGAAAGAAAAACUCACCUUCCUGGAGGAGGACGACAAGGAUUUGUUCAUCAAGUGGAAAGGCCCCUCGUUCGAGGUACAGGUUGGCCUCCAUGAGCUGCUGGGUCAUGGAAGCGGGAAACUGUUUGUUCAGGAUGAUCAGGGGAAGUUCAACUUUGACCAGAACAAAGUGGUGAAUCCAGAAACUGGAGAACUGGUGUCCAGUGCGUAUCGGGGCAGUGAGACGUGGGACAGUAAAUUCUCCACCAUUGCGUCGUCCUAUGAAGAGUGUCGCGCCGAGUGCGUCGGCCUCUACCUCUGCCUCAACAAGGACGUUCUCAGUAUCUUUGGUAAUGAAGGCCAGGACGCGGAGGAUGUGAUCUAUGUGAACUGGCUCAGCAUGGUCAGAGCCGGACUGUUGGGCCUGGAGUUCUACACACCUGAGAGCAAGAGCUGGAGACAGGCGCACAUGCAGGCUCGUUUCGUCAUCCUGCGUGUCCUCCUGGAGGCCGGGGAGGGCCUGGUCAGCCUGGAGGAGGCAACAGGACAGGACGGCAAGCCUGACUGCAAGAUCACGUUGGACCGGAGCAAAAUCCACACCGUGGGCAAGGACGCCAUCCAGAGGUUCCUCUGCAAACUGCAAGUGUUAAAGUCGACGUCAGAUGUAGAAGGAGGCAGAGCUCUGUACGACUUCUACUCCACCGUCAGCGACAGCGGCUCUCACAACUUCCUGCGUCUCCGUGACACGGUGCUGCUCAGGAAGGAAGACCGGAAAAUGUUCGUCCAGGCCAACACCAGAAUCAGCGGAGAAAGUGUGGAGCUGGUGGAGUAUGAAGGCAGCGCCGCCGGUUUAAUUCGCUCCUUCAUUGAGCGAUUUGAAGAAGACACGGAUCAGCUGGAGGCCGACCUCCUGGAGAUGAGCAGAAGGGACGCUCCCUGCUGGUGUUGAUGGACAUUUGAUCCAUGGUCUGCCAAUAUGAGGAUAAUUUUUUUUAAGCAUUAAGUCUGAUUAAAAAGUAAUAAAUAAGGAAAACAAAAAUGCAA